Nymphaea colorata (pocket water lily) is the source of this 1494-nucleotide messenger RNA. RefSeq names its product caffeoylshikimate esterase. Lineage: Eukaryota; Viridiplantae; Streptophyta; Magnoliopsida; Nymphaeales; Nymphaeaceae. The transcript has 9 exons. Bases 116 to 1249 code for a protein of 377 amino acids. Gene Ontology annotation, cellular component: membrane. Gene Ontology annotation, molecular function: lipase activity. The record is from RefSeq and is a predicted model, not a curated record.
AAAGGAAAAAGGCCAAAGAGCACGAGUCAAGAGCCGCUCCCUCGUGACUGCGGCUCAUCCACUCCUUCCACGACCUCCUACAUCCACGGCGAGGCUGGCGUCCAACUGCGCCGGAAUGUCGAGAAUAUGCCGGCAACCCGACGGCUCUUCCCCUGGACCAGUGUCAUCGCUGUUUCUGAACGAGUGGAGGAGGAGAACCAGGGCGGCCGCCGCAUUGAGGGAGCCGUCUGUGGGGACCGACAGCGUCGACGAUGAGCUCCGGCGUGCCUCCUUGAUGCAGAAGGACGACGCCGCCACGCGAAGGCGCGUCCGCGAGGCAUUCAAGGACGCCCAGCUCUCCAUUGAUCACUGCCUCCUCAAGACAACUUAUCCAGGUGUACGUGUGGAGGAGAUGUAUGAAACAAACUCCAGAGGAGCAGAAAUUUUUUCAAAGUAUUGGAUCCCUCAGUUAUCUCCAUUGAAAGCAAUGAUAUUCUUUUGCCAUGGAUAUGGGGACACUUGCACAUUUUUCUUUGAAGGAGCUGCGAGAAAGUUAGCUUCUUCUGGUUAUGGUGUAUUUGCAGUGGAUUACCCAGGAUUUGGUCUUUCAGAUGGCCUUCAUGGAUAUAUUCCUAACUUUGACAUACUUGUUGAUGAUGUCAUUGAACAAUUUUCCAAAGUCAAAGAGAAUCCAGAGUACCGCAACCUUCCAUGUUUUUUGCUUGGGCAGUCUAUGGGCGGUGCUGUUGCAUUGAAGAUACAUUUGAAGCAGCCCCAAGCUUGGAAUGGUGCUAUUCUUAUUGCUCCAAUGUGCAAAAUUGCAGAUGACAUGGUUCCUCAUUGGUUGAUCAAGCAACUGCUUAUUGGAAUAGCCAACUUCUUGCCAAAGCAAAAGUUAGUACCCACAAAAGAUUUAGCAGAUAUGGCGUUUAAGGAAAAAAAGAAAAAGAACUUGGUAAUCUAUAAUGUUAUUUCGUACAAAGACAAACCCCGUCUUCGAACUGCUGUUGAGCUGCUCAGGGCUACCCAGGAGAUUGAGGAUCAUCUGCAAGAAGUUUCAUUGCCCCUCUUGAUAUUGCACGGAGAAGCAGAUGUUGUCACAGAUCCCUCUGUGAGCAAAGCUUUAUAUGAGAAGGCAGUUACCAAAGACAAGAAGCUUAACCUCUAUGAGGGGGCAUAUCAUGCGAUACUAGAAGGUGAAUCAGAUGAGUCUAUAUUCCAUGUGCUAGAGGAUAUCGUUUCUUGGCUUGAUCAACACUGUCUUAAAUAGUUUGAAGGGGCUGAUCCAAUGCACCGGAUUUGUUCUCCUCAUCUGCUUAUUUACUUGUACAUGUGAAAAUAUUAUUUGUCUCUUGUAGACUCAGAUUCUUGUGUAUCUGCAAGCUCAAAUAUUUAUUGUCAGAGCAGGUCUCUUGCAAGUGAAGGUACACGUGCCCAUGUUGGCACAUAUACAUGAAUUCUUUGUCAUGUAAUGAAUGUACAUUCGAUAAUAGUAAUAAAUAAAUUUUUACAUUA